Sciurus carolinensis (gray squirrel) is the source of this 2088-nucleotide messenger RNA. RefSeq names its product PWWP domain-containing DNA repair factor 3B-like. Lineage: Eukaryota; Metazoa; Chordata; Mammalia; Rodentia; Sciuridae. Bases 1 to 2088 code for a protein of 695 amino acids. The record is from RefSeq and is a predicted model, not a curated record. The transcript has a single exon.
AUGCCGACCCCAACGGACACGGAGUAUGUCCUAUGCAGUUGGAAAGGCCACCCGUGGCCAGCGAAGGUUUUGUCCAGAUCUUGGACUUUGCCAAAAUAUAAGAGGAGAAGGGUGCUUUCUCUCAAAGUGCAGAUCCUCUCUGAAGGGGAACAAUUGAGCGUGAAGAGCAAAGACACGAGGGCCCUGAAUAAGUCGGACAUUGAAGCCCUGGCCACCUCGGCCCGGGCGUGGUCCAGGGCCACCGUGCCAUCGGGGGAGAAAAGAAGGUACAGAAGGGCCCUUAGAGUGGCGCUGGAGAUUCUGACUGACAAAGCCCGAUUGGAUCAAGGGAGAAAACCGGACGAACAAGGGACUGCCAAGGUGCCCGCAAAGGUCCCGCCAAAGCCAGCCAGCUCGCGACCUCCCAGAAAGCAUGGGAAAGGCAAAGGGCGCUUCUGGAGACGUCCCGGGCAAAGGGGACACCCGGGAUCCCUUUCGGCCGGCUCACAGAAGAGGCGUGACCUGCACGGUGAGAAGGCCCCGGUGCACAGGGUGCACACAGCCAGCGGCCGGUCUCCAGCCGAAAUGCAAGCGAACGCAUCGAAAGGCGCCCGCGUGCUCCCGCUUUGCCUGCCGCCUUCAGGAGGUGACCUUGAGGAAGAGGGCGUGGAAGAGGCGGGCCCCUCCGUCGGGGAGGAUGUGUGGGCGAAAGAGGAACAGCGGGCUGGGUCACCGCCGGCGAGACUCAUCGCCGCCGCCACCGCCGCCGCCGCCGUGCCCGAAGCUCAGCACCCAGAGGAGGGCGACACCUGCCCAGCGAGCCAGGCUGCUUCCCAGGAGAGCGCUGCCUUCGCGGAGAAGGCGGAGGGCCCCGUCGAGGGUGCCUCGAAGCCGGCCUCGGCAGGGGCGGCAGCGUCCUCCACCUGCCCUACCCUGCGCCUGCGUCGUGCCCUCCGUCUCGCCCACGCGGAAAGGACGCUCCGGGCGCCAGACGCGAAGAAAGGACUGCAGGGACGUCCGUGCCGCGCGCGCCCCAAGGCGAUGGACGCCGUGGCCACCACCGAGAGGGCUGGCGGUCGACGAGCGGGAAGAGCUGCACAAGGGGCCGUGGCACCGGAGCCCUGCCCGAUCAAAAGAGGGAUGAUGGUCUGGUUCAAGUUUCAGGACCACCCGUUUUGGCCCGCAGUGGUCAAGAGCGUCUGCAAAACGCAGAAGACGGCCAGGGUGCUCCUGAUCGAGGCGAACCUGCGCCGGGAACGGAGCGGCAUUCGGGUCCCUCUGCACAGACUGAAGCACCUGGAUUGCGAGGAGAAGGAGAAGCUCCUGAAGAGAGCCAGCAAAGCGUACCGGCAGAGCGUGAACUGGUGCUUGUCGCUGAUUGCCCACUACAGAGAGCGGGUCGGCCGGGGCUCUUUCGUGGGCUCCUUCCUGGACUACUACACGGCCGACGCCAGCUACCCCAUCCGGAAGGCCGUCCAAGAGGGGGACCUGGAGGUUGAUUUUCCAAAGGUGAAUUAUGCCGACCUGGAGGAUUCCGAGGAGGAGACCUCGGCGGGCGUGGGCGGGAGGAGGCCCUGCAGGAAGCUGCUCCCCGACCGCAUGAAGGCCGCCCGGGACCGAGCCAACCAGAAGCUGGUGGACUUCAUCGUGAAGAGGAGGGGCGCCGACCACCACCUCCUGGACAUCGUGAAGGGCAGGAAGCAGUCCAGGUGGCUGACGUCCUUUCUGAGUGCCAACCGGUACGUGAUCUGCAUCGAGACCUACCUGGAGGAUGAGGAUCAGCUGGACGUGGUCGUCAAGCAUCUGCAAGAAAUCUACCAGCAGACAGACCAGGCCGUGCUGGCUCUGAUAAGAGGAGAGAAAGUGAGAUUUCUUCUGGAGGUCCUUCUGCCAGAAGCAAUCAUUUGCUCCAUCGCCGCGCUGGACGGACUCGACCUCAAGGGAGCCGAGGAGAAGUACCUGCGAGGGCCGCCCGUGCGUCGCCGCGAGAAGGAACUGUUUGACAAGGAUAUCUUGAAGCAGGUGAGGAAGAGAUCGGAAAAAGCGAGAAAGGAGGUGAGGCCUCUUCCCGAGCCCGGCGCCUCGGCAGGGGCCUCCUCCUCUCCCUAA